AUGUGCUUGUAGUACUCAUCGUCCUGAUGUCACACAGGCACAGCAAGGACAUCACAAGGAGGAGUCAGAUUACAGUAAGAAUGGGCAGUGCAGCAUGCAGCCAGAGUCAAUGCUAAGGCAGAGAGGGAUUGUAUCAGGGAGAAGGCUGCUUUCCAAGCCCUGAUCCCAAGGAGGCUCCUCGCUCGCUCGCUCGCUCUCCGAGGCUGGGAAAUUUCCACAGCAUGUAGAAUGAACGGGGCUCGCUCUGCUUUGCCUAGCAGCCGGCGGCGGGAGCUCGUGCUGAACGGCACAGCGCGGUGGGAUCCCGACUGCAUGAUUCAUGAGAAACAUCAUGUAUUUUGGAGGUACAUGCCAGAGCCCUGCUCUUCCAGCCCUGGUACGUCCUCCAGCCGCACCCUUGCAGACUUCGCUGGAUCUCAAACCUUUUCUUCCAUUCCCCCUGGACACUGCAGCAGCCGUCAACCUCUUCCCCAACUUCAAUGCAUUUCAGAACAAGAACAUGCACAUCUCUUGGCCACAGUUCUGCAACUCAGUUAUGUCCAAAAAAGUGCCAGGGCUGGCUCUGGGUAGAGAAGAUUCAAAAGAGGUAGGGGCUAACUUUGGAAGUCUACUGAUUGGAGAAAUGGACCCAAUUCAAAAAGCUGUAAUAAAUCAUACGUUUGGGGUUCCUCUUCCUCACAGAAGAAAACAAAUCAUAUCGUGCAACAUUUGCCAGUUGAGAUUUAAUUCGGAUAGCCAGGCUGCGGCCCACUACAAAGGCACUAAACAUGCCAAGAAGCUCAAAGCACUGGAAGCCAUGAAAAAUAAGCAGAAAUCUGUAACUACCAAGGACAGCGCAAAGACUACCUUCACUUCCAUCACUACCAAUACCAUCAAUACCAGCUCUGACAAAACAGAAAAUACAACAGAGGCACCAGCAAUAUCAACAACCACAAUGGUUGAAGUUCAGAAGAGCAGCAUCACGACCACUGAAAUCACCUCUAAAGUGGAAAAACUUCCCACCCCCACCACUAGCAGCAACGCAUGCUCCUUAGGAGAGACAGAGGAAGAGAAGGCCAAACGGCUGCUUUACUGUUCACUAUGCAAGGUGGCUGUCAACUCCGCCUCACAGUUGGAGGCGCACAACAGUGGCACAAAGCACAAAACUAUGCUAGAAGCUCGAAACGGGAGUGGAACCAUCAAAGCCUUUCCCAGGGCAGGCGUCAAAGGGAAAGGACCUGUUAAUAAAGGAAACACGGGACUUCAGAACAAAACAUUUCACUGUGAAAUUUGCGAUGUGCAUGUAAACUCUGAGACACAACUUAAACAGCACAUAAGCAGUAGAAGGCACAAAGACAGAGCUGCUGGGAAGCCCCCCAAACCCAAAUACAGUCCCUACAACAAACUCCAGAAGGGAACACACCCACUUGGGGUAAAACUAGUAUUUUCAAAGGAACCUUCCAAGCCAAUGGCUCCACGGAUCCUCCCAAACCCGCUUGCAGCAGCUGCAGCAGCUGCUGCUGUGGCUGUAAAUGCCCCUUUCAGUCUUCGAACAGCCCCACCAGCCACCCUCUUUCAGACUUCUGCACUUCCUCCGGCACUUCUGCGACCGGCCCCGGGGCCUAUACGGACCACCCACACACCUGUCCUGUUUGCUCCAUACUGAACUUCAUCGAGGAAACGACUUGUACUGCAAUAAUUUUUCAGAGCAAAAGCAAAACCAGAACAAUGAACUAUGCAGUGUUAAUUUAUAGUUUAAAGUAAAAAGAAAUUAUAAAUAUAUAAAUAUAUAUAUAAAUAUAUAUAUAAAUGAAGAGCUAGGACUUUUGAUAGAAACCUGAACAAAUUCUAAAGAGGGGAAAGAGGCAGUAUUUCCUCCAAAUGGGUAUUCUUCUUGAAUACUGACCAUUUUAGAAGUGAUCCUGCAAUAUUGAUU
Elgaria multicarinata webbii is the source of this 1915-nucleotide messenger RNA. It is a transcript of the gene ZNF385D, whose product is annotated as zinc finger protein 385D. Bases 320 to 1645 code for a protein of 441 amino acids. Gene Ontology annotation, cellular component: nucleus. NCBI's taxonomy places the organism in Eukaryota, Metazoa, Chordata, Lepidosauria, Squamata, Anguidae. Gene Ontology annotation, molecular function: zinc ion binding; nucleic acid binding. The record is from RefSeq and is a predicted model, not a curated record. The transcript has 9 exons.